UUCCAUCAUUUUUGAUGUCUGACCAAGCAUCGAAGGCUACCGGCGGCGAUAAAACAGCGGAUGAUACCACCGAAGGAGUAGUCACCGUCUGCGUAGAAAAAGAAGGUGAUUUAGAGUUCUAUAAAAAGUCAAAAUGCCAUAACUAUUAUUUCAUGCUGAGUGGUGGUGGUCUCUACUACAAGUCUAAAUCGAAGGAUACAGAGCUGAAGGGGAUUAUUAAGCUCCAGACCGCGACCGUCAACUACCCAGCAAAGAAACCGGUCUCGUGGGAGCUGGUCGUCAAACCUAAGCAGUACACUUUCUCGGCUAGCAAUGAAGAAGAAGCGAAGCAGUGGGUCAACGCCAUAACCGCCAAUUGCGGCAAAAAACUGGGUGACGUAGACUUGGGCAAGAAAAAGCAAAGCCGCUCCAUGGCUUUUAAAAAGAACAUUGUAGGAAAGGCUUCGUCCAGCUCCUUCUUGAGGACAGUAUUGGCGGAGCUGUCAAAAGACGACACCUUCGCUAUGUACAUGAAACAACUGAAGAGAACCAUCGCAUUGUACUCGGGUCGAAAAAAAGAAGAAGAAAUAGAGGGAAAAAUUUAUCAUAUACUGACAAAAAUUGUGUUGCUCUACCAAAACGGGGAUUUAUUAGAGCAAGAUUUUGAUGAGCUAUUCACCGUACUCAGGGACAGUCUAUCUCUGAAUAUCGACUACCUUGAGUUGCCCUUCGCCUUCGAAGCAAAAAAUAUAUCGAAUUACUGGAUCACCAUUAUAGAUUUGACCGUGAGACUUAUCAGUAAUUACGUGACAGACAAAACGAUCAGUGAGAUGAGAGAGCUAUGUAAGUACCUCUCUGAUGAGUCCUUUCAAACUUUCCUCUUUACCGAUCCGAAGUGUGCAGAUAUAAGAGAGAAGAUGAAAGCGGUAUUUCGCUUAAGCUGGAAAAACUUUGAUAGGAACAAGGAAUAA
Messenger RNA from Schistocerca gregaria, 950 nucleotides. RefSeq lists its product as uncharacterized. Gene Ontology annotation, biological process: regulation of apoptotic process. Bases 15 to 950 code for a protein of 311 amino acids. The transcript is spliced from 3 exons. Lineage: Eukaryota; Metazoa; Arthropoda; Insecta; Orthoptera; Acrididae. The record is from RefSeq and is a predicted model, not a curated record.